Molecule: messenger RNA, 1848 nt
Organism: Psylliodes chrysocephalus
Lineage: Eukaryota; Metazoa; Arthropoda; Insecta; Coleoptera; Chrysomelidae
Source: the annotation of a GenBank genome assembly
AUGAGACUGACAAGAAAGAGACGAUUAAUGAUGAAAGCAACAAAAAUUAAGCCACAGAAACUGGAUAAUUUAACUCAAAACGAACAGGAUCAAGAGGAUGAAGAUUCUGAAGAAACGGAUAUUAAACAGGAAGAAAUACCUUCAACAAGUACUUCUGAAGAACAUAUUGAAAUUGAAAAAACUCGAAUUAAAAUAUGCAGAUUAUGUUUAGUCUUUACAGAAGAACAUUAUAUUUCGCUAGAUAAAACCCUUGCCAUGCUUCAAAUUGUUCUUCCAGAAGUGGAUCCAAAAAUUACUAAAGAACCAGUCGUUUGCCGUAACUGUUCUGAAUUUCUUGAAAGUGCUUCAACUUUUAUAAUAAAUAGCUUAAAUGUUGAACAAAAAAUUAAAAAUUACUAUGACACAGUUAAAACAGAAGAACAAAUAGAUUUGUUCAAUGUAUUGGAAUUUGCUUUUCCAAAAAUUGAAAUGGACAAUGAUCAUGAAAAUUUAAAUGGAAAUCCAGAUUUUGUCCCUACUGAUUUGUUAGAAAUAAAACAAUCUAAUGGUAAUGGAUCAAGCAGCCAGAGUUCUAAAGAGAAAAAGAAGUCUCCUACAAAACUCCAAGUAAGAGCCGAUUCGCACGGCAUCACCUUCUACAAUUGCGCGUUCUGUGAUUUCACAACAAAAUACAAAUACAGCAUGAAAAUUCACAAGGAAAUGAUGCACACCGAUCCGGACGACAUAAUCAUGUACUCAUGCGCCAUGUGCACAUUUAAGACAAAACACAAACGUUAUCUCGAGACCCACAUGCUUGUCCACAAAGAUCCUGAGGACUGCGAGAUGCACAAAUGCAAAGUGUGUGAGUUUAAAACAAAAUUCAAGAGCUACAUGAAAACCCACAUGCUCAUCCACAAAAGUCCCGACGAGAUCCCGAUGCACAAAUGCGAAUAUUGCAGCUUUAAAACCAAACAUAAAAAGUAUUUGGACACGCACGUGAUGAUCCACAUGAAUCCGGAUGAUAUUCCGAUGCAUCGUUGCACAGUAUGCGAUUUUCAAACCAAAUCGAAACCUUAUUUGAAAACACACAUGCUCACUCACAAGAGUCCGGAGGAAGUUCCGAUGCACAAAUGCGAAGAAUGUAGUUUUCAAACCAAAUUUAAAUACUAUCUGAACAGACACAUGCUGAUCCAUAAAAAUCCGGAAGAAAUCCCGAUGUAUCAGUGCGAACAAUGCAGUUUUCGUACCAGGCAUAAGAAGUAUCUGGAGACGCACAGUAUGAUACACAAGAGUCCCGAUGAAUUGACGAUGUAUUCGUGUAACCAGUGCGAGUUUCAGACCAAAUCUAAAGCUUAUCUAUUUAAGACGCACAUGCAGAUACAUAAAAGUCCAGAUGAGCUUGUGAUGCACAAAUGCAAAUUGUGCGCGUUUAAAACCAGACACAAGAGCUACUUGGAGACACACAUGCUCACCCACAAGAGCCCCGACGAGGUGACCAUGCACUACUGCAACCAAUGCCAGUUCCGCACCAAAUUUAAGCACUACCUCAAACGGCACAUGUUGGUCCAUUUGGCGCCUGACGAGUGUGUCAUGUACAGUUGCUACGAGUGUGAUUUCGAGACCAAACAUAAGAACUAUCUGGACACACACAUUUUGUACGUUCACAAGAGCAAGGACGAGGUGCCCAUGCACGCGUGCUCGGAAUGCGAUUUCCGUACCAAGUCCAAAGGAUACCUGAAAACGCAUAUGCUAUUGCACAGGAAUCCCAGCGAGGUUACGAUGUAUAAAUGUAAAAAGUGUAGGUUUAAGACUAGGCACAAGAGCUAUCUGAAAACCCAUAUGACUCACAUGCAUAGCCGGAAAUUGUAG